Messenger RNA from Gracilinanus agilis (Agile Gracile Mouse Opossum), 1852 nucleotides. RefSeq names its product Fc receptor-like protein 2. Lineage: Eukaryota; Metazoa; Chordata; Mammalia; Didelphimorphia; Didelphidae. Gene Ontology annotation, biological process: cell surface receptor signaling pathway. Gene Ontology annotation, molecular function: transmembrane signaling receptor activity. The transcript is spliced from 12 exons. The record is from RefSeq and is a predicted model, not a curated record. The coding region runs from base 1 to 1839 and encodes 612 amino acids.
AUGGAUGUUCUGACCCUCAAUGAUCCUCAUGAAGGUAUAGCUGUUGCACAGAAAGCUGUGGUGAUACCAAGUCCUCCGUGGACCCCUGUCUUCAAGGAGGAGAAGGUGACUCUGACUUGCAAAGGAUUCAAUUUGCUAAUUCCAGAGAAAUCCUGGUGGUACUAUGAGAGACGAUGGCAGGAAAAGUCAAAUCCUAUUGAGGUUACAAAGAAUGGAGAGUACAGAUGCCAUUUUCAGAAUCUAUCCUCUAGUGAUCCUGUAGACCCGGUAUUUUCCAAUGAUUGGUUGAUUCUUCAGACUCCAUACUUAGUGUUUGAAGGAGACACUCUGAACCUGCAAUGCCGAGCGUGGAAGAAUUACUCACUCAAAGAGAUUUCAUACUAUAAAAAUAAAAAGCCCAUUUCUGUUGUUAGUGAAAGUUCAACAUUUUCAAUCCCCCAUGUAAAUCCACAGCACAAUGGUCGGUAUAAUUGUAAGGCCAAGUUUAAAAAAUGGAAUUCUGUAGAAACUUCGAAAGAAGUAAAGCUCCAGGUCCAAGAACUGUUUCCACCCCCUGAGCUGAAAGCCACAACCUCCCAGCCCACAGAGGGGACCUCAGUGACCCUGAGCUGUGAGACCCAGCUCCCUUCCCAGAGGUCAGACACCAAGCUGCACUUCUCCUUCUUCAGAGAUGGCAGAGUCAUCACAUCCAGCUGGAAGAAUUCCCAGGUGCUCCAGAUCCCAGUCAUCUGGAGGGAAGAUUCAGGAUCAUAUUGGUGUGAGGCAAAAGCUGUGACUCAGGAUGUCUAUAGACAGAGCAAACACUUGAAGAUCCAAGUAAAGAGAAUCCCUCUCGCUGGCAUCCUCCUGGAAACUCAGCCCUCUGAGACGCAGGUGAUUGAAGGAGAAAAGUUAAUCCUCAUCUGCUCAGUAGCUGAGGGCACAGGAAAUAUUACAUUUUGCUGGCUCAAAGACGACACCAAAGAAUGUAUAAAAAGGAGAACACAACACUCCUUGAAGGAUGAGUUAGUGUUGUCUAUGAUGACGAAGAGUGAUGAAGGAGAAUAUCAUUGCAUUGCUAACAAUAACAUCAGCACCAUUGCCAGCAAUUCAGUGGCUAUCACUGUGAUAAUUCCAGUGGCUCAGCCUCUUCUCACUCUCAGUGCAAUUGGGAUGCAGGCUAUUGCAGGGGAUGUGGUGGAGUUUCGAUGCGAAGCCCUCCGAGGUUCUGCUCCAAUCUUUUAUCAGUUUUAUCAUAAGGACUUAAUCUUGAAGAAGAUAUUGGCCCCAUUUGGAGGAGCAGCAUCCUUUAAUCUCUCCGUGACACCUGAGCAUUCUGGGAAUUACUUUUGUAAGGCCAACAACAGUUUUAAUAGCCAGCGCAGUGAGAUGCUGUCACUCUCCAUUUCAGACCCUAAAAAAAGGAACCUACUCAUCAUGGGAAUCACUGUGUCCUUGCUUGGUAUCAUGGUCAUUGCUGCUAUUGCCCUUCUGGUUUACUUCAAGUUCCAAAGGAAAUCAGGAGGAAGUUCUGCCCCAGAGCCUUCCAGGGACCCACCUGUCACACACCUCCAAGAAUCAGGCCACUUAAAAUCAACCACCCCAAUGGAGCUGCAGCCAGUAUAUACCAAUGUGACUCCAUUCAUUGAGGAUGUGAUCUAUUCUGAAGUCUGGAGUAUAAAUCAGGGGAGACUAGACACAGCAAACAACUCAGAGAGCCCUCCAGAAAAAAUGGACUUCUCAGUUUUGUAUUCUGAUGUGAAGACAUAUAGCCCUAGUAAUUCAACAAGGAACAAUAAGAAUAUGGAUAGGAACCAUGAAGAUGAUACAGAAAAUUAUGAAAAUAUCCUAUUCUCCUGACUUUGUGAUCCCA